AUGCUUCCAAAUAUCCAACAACUUCAUCUCAACACACUCAAUCUUCCUCAACCACCCCAUUUUCUGUUCCAUCCGAAUCUUCGAGUUCUCCGGAUGAGUCGAUGUGGAAUGCAUGAAAUUCCAGCAAGUACAUUUCUUCCAUUACCUGGAUUAGAGGUUAUCGACUUAUCAAACAAUCAUUUGGAAACUCUCCCGCCUACCGUACUCCGCAGUCUCAAAUUCCUCCGAGUACUCAUUUUAACCAACAAUCGAAUUUCGAACUUGGAUCAAUUAGCAUGGAUUUUAUCUCCUGGAGUAGUACUUGAACAACUAGAUUUAUCAGGAAAUCCAAUUGCAAUCGCUACAUCAAUGACAGUCUUCCCUCCAGUUCGACAACUUUUCCUGUCUGAUACAAGGAUGGAAAGUGUGAAUGAAACGACAAUUAUGUUCAAAAAACUUCCGGGGAAGUGUGAAAAAGAUGUAUGUCGUCACAUACCAAUUCAUAAUUUGAACGUUUCAAUUAUCACAACAGUCGAUUUUUCUACGAAUCGAGAUCUGGAAAUCGAUUCUGGAGCAUUGACUGUUUUCUCAAAUGCAACUUAUGUUGAUUUGAGUAAUACAAGAUUACCAAUUGGAUUCGAAGAAUGGUUGGAGAGAAAGAGUCGAGUCAAAAGUUUGAAUAUCAGUCAUUGUCAGCUUCCUCUCCACGAAGACACAUGGACAGCUUGUGGUCAAUUCUUGCAUUCACUGGAUAUUUCAGGAAUCGGAGCAAAACGGUUAAGAUUCUCAAGAUUCUGUCCCAUCAGAACUGUAUUCGCCCGAGAUAAUCUACUUUCAAGCGUUUACAUUGAUGCAGUUUCGAUUGAAUCUCUUCAUUUGGAACGAAAUAUGUUCAGUGAUUUCCCGAUUCCACCACUUGGAGUUGAACUAACAGAACUUCAUACUCUGAGUUUAUCACAUAAUCUGAUGACUUCUCUACCACCUCACGCACUCCAAUCUUAUCCGAAUCUACAACAUUUUGAUAUUUCGAAUAAUCAAUUGAGCGAGAUUGAUCCACAAGCAUUUCCAUCAAUUGGUCUUGGAUUGAUAUCUCUUGAUUUAAGUUCAAAUCAAUUAUCAUCUCUUCCUCAUCCAAUUCUUCCAUCUCUUCUACUUUUGGAUCUCUCUUCCAAUACAAUUUCACAUCUGGAUCCCCAUUUUUUCACUGGUCUCCCAAUGCUUCAACAACUUCGAAUCGCUUCAAAUCCCACUCUUUUCUCCAGAUGUCCGAAUCGAGAAUCAUCGUGUUGGAGUGAUCAUUUAGAUGAAUUGACCUCUCUUGUUGAUUUGGAUAUUUCUAAUUCUGGACUCGAGUUUUCACUGCAUUUGAGACAUUUGAGAACAUUGAAAUCUCUCCUUUUACGAGGAAACGAAAUUCGAGUUAUCGAUGCGAAAUCACUUCCAGAGAACUUGAGAACUUUGGAUCUAGGAGAAAAUCGAGUUCAGUUUACUUCGAAUUUCUCAAAACUGGAGCAUUUGAGAGACUUGCGAGUAGAUCAAAAUCCACUUCGAUGCGACUGUUCUCUUUAUGAUAUUGUUCCUCAUCUUCUGAAUCAAACUCAAAUAUCUGAUCCUCUUCUUUACUAUUGUUUCUCUGGAUCAUGGCAAUAUCCUCUUCUCCCCUAUUUGGCUUCAGUCAAACCAUGUGUCGACACAACUCGUAAUUUUUAUUCUAUUCUUAUCACCACUUUUGUCAUUGCAUUUGCCAUCGUGGCAGCUCUAAUUGGCGGUUUUCUCGUUUAUAGAAAGUAUGCGGAACGAGCGAAUUUCGUAUACAAAAGGAUUUCACUUGUCGAAUCGCCAGUUAGAUUAUAG
Molecule: messenger RNA, 1833 nt
Organism: Caenorhabditis remanei
Lineage: Eukaryota; Metazoa; Nematoda; Chromadorea; Rhabditida; Rhabditidae
Exons: 8
Coding region: 1-1833 (610 amino acids)
Molecular function (GO): protein binding
Source: RefSeq, a predicted model, not a curated record